Porites lobata is the source of this 2934-nucleotide messenger RNA. NCBI's taxonomy places the organism in Eukaryota, Metazoa, Cnidaria, Anthozoa, Scleractinia, Poritidae. The record is from the annotation of a GenBank genome assembly.
GGUCUGAAUCCUUCCUAUCGUAGCCAUGGUGACGUUGCGACCGAUUUUCUUAGUUUUCUUCUUCUUUGUCACGGUGCAUGUGAUCGACGCUCGACCCAGGCGCGCGCGUACCCUUGGAUACAAGUUUAGACUUCCUUUUAUUGAAGCAGACAGUACAAAUAAACUGGAGAGGUAAGGCCGGGCGUCAAGUUGACUUAAGGUGGCUGAAGACAGUUUUGCAGGCGGUCAGCGGCAACGCGCGUGACGGCGCUUGUUUUAAAUUAGACAAACAAACAUGGCGGCGAAAAAGCAAUGGUACACAGAAAACGAUUUCUCAAAAUCUACUCAUUAAAAUUUUGUGAUAUUUGGCAGAAUUUUUACUUUUCUCGUAUUUUGAAUGAUGAGAACUUUAAAACGGAAGUUGAACAGACGUUUUUUCACACAUUUAAUAAUUACAGAACAGUUAUAUUAUUGAUUAUCUAAAAACUCGUCUGUUGAAACUUGGUCAAAUAAGUUUCAAAUGGUAAUGAUUAAUUAUAACAAGCUGUGUGCAAGUUUAUAGGAAAAUGUAAUGAGCGAAGUUUCUGUAAACUGAGCAAAAGUGAAAUUUUAAGGCUGCAUUCAAUCGCUCAUGUUGCCAUGGAAACUACGAAAACGUUAAAUUUUACCUGUCAAUCGAAAUCUUUCUUCAGUAUAUUAUUCACUUGCCAUGAUUUAGCUUGUGAGCUGCAACCUUUCUCUUGCCAUGAUUUGAUAAAUGACAUAUACUCACAAACUGCCCGGCAAAACUGUGUCCAGCCACCUUACACUAUGAGUAGGUCUUACUGGAGACUCAUAAUCUACUUACGUGAUGUGCUUUUACACACUUUCAUUUCCAUUCGCCGCCACUUUGGAAAUCAAAAGGGAACAGAAGCCGAAAGAGAUAUCGCAAUUGUUUCUGGGAUCGUUACUGGGGUAGUCACGCAAUUGGAUAACACGCAACGCUCCCCUUGGGAGAGCGUUGCGUGACAUCCGAAAAACGGCUGCGAGGGAGACUAUUACUGGGAAAGUAUCGGCCAGGCUAGUCAGGAGUGCAGCUAUUGGCCAUUUUUUUCCUGUACCUAGUAAGUAGUAACAUUCCCAGUAGUCUCUGCGAAAGUUAACUCGGCCCAGUUUUCGUCCAGGUUCUAAAGUGGCGAAGGCUGGAGUAAGCCGAGAUGCGCAAACCUUAAUGAAGUUAAAGUUAUAUUAGUAGUCGUCGUCAGCGAUAUAUGAUGAAGAGACGUGUUUCUGACAGCAGAAAUCAGCUUACAAAUGAUUAGCAGAGCAAUUUAUAUGGGUUAAAUAUUUAUCAAGCGUAAGGUCAAGUUGGCUAAACAUUGCUCAAGUUCCUUUUUUGUGCUUUUAUAGACCGAGACGAAGACAAUAAAAACGUAAAAAGAAACGUGGCUAACAUUUAGCAAACUUGAACGAACAAGCUUGAUAGAUGAAUGAUUUUUUAUAUGGCUGAAAAGAAAACUUUUUUUACGGGACGAACGAGGAAAAUCUCGAGCGCCCAUCUUGCCCGCUCGGGUAACCAAUCAGGACACAUUCACAGCAUUCACUUUAUCCUACCCUCUCACGGAUUCAAUCAUAUAUCAAACUAGCAGUAGCCGAUGGCUACGAAAUGCGGGCGAACAUGUGGGUUUACCUUAGAGAUGUGAUUGAUGAGAACCGCUUUCAUAAUUGUGUGGGUGAAUCAGAGAAAACCCUUUUAGUUCCACUGUCAACUAAUACUCAUAUUUAAUUCAAUGACUUAAUUCACAGUUGUUUAGAUACACUCAGCCUGCGAAUGGUGAGGAGCGAGGAAAGAAGGCUGUAUUCACAGUGAAAAAUACAAUCAAAACAGUAUUUAACGGUGAAAUGUACACCGUCACGACUGUACGAAGUCUUAUAUUCAAUCCGUGUUCAAUGACCAAGGGCCGUUGAUAUGCAAUAAAAAAUAAUGAAAAAGCCUAGUUCACCACUGGAGUUUAAAUGUUGUUGAAGCGUUCAGAUGAAAAGCGACGUAGCAUGCUUGGAAACGUAUAAAAAUAUAAAAACCAUCCAAUGGAGUGAAACCCGAAUAAGCUUAAUUUACGUAGAUUUCUAGACUUUGCUUACACUCUUAUCUUAUCGAAAAAUCGUCCCGCACUAAGCUGAGAUCAGGCUCUUCUUUCAUUUUUUUCAGAUUCUCGGUCGCCAAGGCGAAUCGAAAAGUCUCACAUUUUAUAGUACAGUACUUGUGUACCUGAAUCACAUGUACUUGCGAAUCGAUCAAUGUUUGUGACAUCACACGGACCUUAAACUCAACAUUACGGCCUUCGCGGCCAUAUGCCAUGCAUAUUAGCUGGUACAACGCCAGCAUCCCAAGAAUGAAGACAGAUUAUGGAAAAACCCCGCUAUACAGUUAAUAAAGUACCGCUGACCAAGAAUAGUCUGCGGGCUCCUCUUGUCGCCCGCAAUAAGAAAACUUUUCUUUCCUCCUUAAGUCCACUAUGGACAUUCCAUCCUAUGUUGUGACAUUCUAAAAGCUACCAAGCGGUACUUUCCUUUGGUUUUGUUUAUUAACUUUGUUCAAGUGGCUAUACCUUUUGAAUCUGUAGACGGAAUUUUAUAAGUGUGACAACGCAGCCUCGUCCCCAUGCUUUUUUUCCGUUCAAAUGUGGAAGAGCCUCAAGGGGGCGAUGUCAGGUUGCAAGCAAGCUCUCCAUUUUGGGGAAGUCUUGAGAAGUCACCCUCGCCAUAAAUGAAGAGCUUGCUCUCAGGCUGACCAACUGUUAAGUUAAAAAGAAAAAUCGUCUUUAUUGAUUUAAAUAAUCACUGUUGUCCUUAGUUUUAGUGACAAGAACAAGAAUGAAGGAUACAACGAGGCUCCGAAUAAUAACGAGCUUGCGAGGGAUGCAGUGCGAUGUCGAUACGCACCAAGCCACCCAAUGUGUUUUGGUCGUUGACACA